This is a messenger RNA of Chenopodium quinoa (quinoa), 1251 nucleotides long. RefSeq lists its product as uncharacterized. The transcript is spliced from 4 exons. The record is from RefSeq and is a predicted model, not a curated record. Lineage: Eukaryota; Viridiplantae; Streptophyta; Magnoliopsida; Caryophyllales; Amaranthaceae. Bases 1 to 1251 code for a protein of 416 amino acids.
AUGGUAGGACACCCAACUGAUAUGUGUCUUACUCUGCAAGAAGAAGAAGUGAAUUCGAUUGGUGGUGCAAGAGACAAGAAGUGGUCUAAAGAACUUAAAAACCAAGUUUCUCAGUUAGCUAACACAGUGGGAAAGCUCCAAGCUCAGAACUCUAAUAAGCUUCCGAGUCAACUAGAGAGAAAUCCAAAGGAGAACGCGAGUGCAAUAUCACUUAGAAGUGGUAAGCAAUUAGAGGUUCCAGCGAAAAAGACUAAAGGGAUGACAGAACACCAAGAGGAACAGGAGACUAUUGUUCAAAGCAAGAUAAGCAGCCCACUAAGGUUAUCAUCUAAGAAUAAGAAGAAAGAGCACGAAAAGGAGAAAGAGACCCUAGACAUUUUAUGUAAGGUUGAGGUAAACAUACCUUUACUGGAAGCUAUAAGACAAGUGCCGCGGUAUGCAAAGUUCUUGAAGGAGUUAUGCACUAACAAGAGGAGAUUGAGUGGAGAUGAAAAAAUCAGUGUAAGUGAGAAUGUGUCUGGUGUUUUACAGAGGAAAGUUCCUCCAAAGUGCAAGGAUCCAGGACCUUUGAAAGACACUCGAGUGAUUAUUCAGCUUGCUGAUCGUUAUAAUUUAUACCCUGUAGGAGUAGUUGAGGAUGUUUUAGUGCAAGUGAAUGGACUGGUAUUUCCUGCUGACUUUUAUGUUUUAGAUAUGCCAAAUGAUGAAUCCCCUAGUGCAACACCUAUCUUAUUAGGAAGACCUUUUCUGAAAACAUCUAGAACUAAAAUUGAUGUUCACAGUGGGGUGUUGACCAUGGAAUUCGAUGGGGAGGUUAUCCGGUUUAAUUUAUUUGAUUGCAUGCGAUAUCCCUCUAAUUGUGAAUCUGUUUCCAGUAUAGAUGUCAUUGAUACACUAACUGAACAAGUAUUUUUUCUCUCUGGUCAUGAUGGGUUAGAUGUUGUUUUGACCGAGCCUAUGGAAAAAGAAAAGUAUGCUGACUUGCAAGAACAUUUUGAGCUUAAGGGGGAAGUUAAGGAAGCUUUUUCCUCUCUGGAAAUACUUCCCGAUAAGAAAUUAAGGUAUGACAAACGAUUUAUGCAGUUACCUGUCACAUCUAACAGACUUCUGCCUUCUAUUGUACAGGCCCCUGAAGUGGAACUAAAGCCAUUGCUAGACCAUCUCAAGUAUGCAUUUUUGGGAGAAAAUGACACUCUACCAGUCAUAAUCGCGAGUAAUCUAACUCCGACUCAAGAGCAAAAGCUGGUGUAA